Thamnophis sirtalis is the source of this 401-nucleotide messenger RNA. NCBI's taxonomy places the organism in Eukaryota, Metazoa, Chordata, Lepidosauria, Squamata, Natricidae. The record is from RefSeq and is a predicted model, not a curated record.
UAUAUAGAUAGAUAGAUAGACAAAGCUCUAUCAGAACCUGGCUCUCUCAGCUUAGCUCUUGUUGCUGUCUUCUUUGAUUCCACAAAAUGGCCCUUUUAAUUUCAUUCUUAAUUGGGAUACAGCUGUUUUACGCAGUGGUUUCCGUUCCUUUUCCUCUCUCCCUUUCCACAUCAUGCAACUCUUUGGGGGUAAGGAUUGCUGCAGAAGUGGCCCUCAACAAGGUCAAUGAAAAUCGGAAAGAAGGUUACGUUCUUGGUCUCCAGCGCAUUUUUGAUGUCCUAGAAGCUAUUCAGGGUGAUGAGUCUGCUUUCGAUCUUAUUUUGGAUGUGCUAGAAACCCAAUGCCAUGUGCGGAGCAGGAAACCCUGGAAAGAAUGCGAAUUUAGAAGCCCACAUGAGACA